CGCAAAUCAUUCCUUCUUAAACCAACUUUCGACUUUACAUAACAAAACUUCUUGCGCCACCUUCGUGUUCGUCGGCGCACCUUUCUCUCUCUAUUCUCUGCCAAAUGCUUCAAUGAAGCCGCGGUAGUAUUUGUAGUGCUCUAGAGAUAGUGAGAGGAUCUCUAGAAGCCAACCUCUUCGACAAGUCCCAAAAUCCUAUCUAUUCACCUCGCGACGUAACCCCAAGCUCAGCCAGUCAUGUUAGUGACAAAAAAUGUUGCAGAACUUUGUGUUCUGCUAAUCAGUGAGCUGUACGGUCAGCUCCCAUCGCGCAUGUUUGCGGAUCUUAUCACAAGAGGCAGGUCGACCAUUGCGCAAUUAGCGCAGCACACAUCGCUCAACCAGCGACAAGUGCGCCAUGGGAUCGCUGUGCUCAUCCAGCUAAAUCUCAUCUUCCACUUUACGGACCAAGACUCGGGUACCACAUAUUACGACGCAAACCCCCAUGCUGCCUAUAAUCUUGUUCGAACGGGAAAGAUCCUUGACAUGGUCCGUGAAAAGUAUGGAUCUGAUGCAAAUACUCUUGUGCACGAGGUUCUUGUUCAGGGCCAUAUGAAGAUUUCCGACUUGAUCGCAGCGUUCAAGGAGCGGCGUACGCAGCAAAAGACUGUCAACGGCAUAUCCCAAAAUGGCCACCAUGUCAAUGGCAAUGGCGUUAGUAAUGGUAUAGGCGACAUAAAGAUAGGGGAUGAAGAUAUCAACCAAGAGGAUGAAGUCUACGAGAGUCUCGCACAGCUUAUUGCGGCUGGCAUUCUUGAGCCGCUGACGCUAGCGAUGUGUCAAUCUCCGCAGGAUCUAAGAAGCACCAUUGAGCAAGACUUCCUAGCUAGCAACUAUCCCACUGGCAUUCGAGGAGCCAAGCAGACAGCCGAAUUUGACAAGUAUGUUAGAGACAAGCUAAGGGAAUUUCAUCUUAAAAAUACGGACUUGAAGAAGAGUCUUGAACUUGAACUCGAGAACGAGGCCAGCUCUAAGCGCCGGAAGCUAACUAACGGCACGACAUCCAAUACACCUACCGACGGAAGAGCAAAAUCCAUUCUGCUAAGAAGCCUUGAUACCGUACUUCGGGUGAACUAUGAUAAAUGUGUGGUCGAACUCCGCAAUCUUAAACUCGAGCGCUACGUAGAAGACUUGAUUGGCGAUACCACAGCAAAGGUGUACGCAACAUUACUUGACGUACUGAGCAAAAAGAUUUCUCGUUGUCAGACCGAUAAAUCAAUCGAGGUUGAAGAUGAGAACAGCGAUGUUUCUACUGGACCCCGUGUCACUAGUCAAGAGAUUUUUGAACAUCUAAGCCCUUCUAUUGAUGUAUCAGGCGGGGUUGGAAUGCUCCAUGAAGAUGGUGCCAUUGAUAUUCGCUAUGCAGAAAAGAUUAGACGGUUUCCUCCGCAACUUAAGGGCUCGACCCUUAAGGAAGAGCUCCAGGAAGGGGAAGAAAUCGUUGAGUCGGACGACGAAGACUACGAUCCCAGCGGGGAGGCAGCUGCUAGCUUCGGAUUGCAUGGCCAGAAUGGCUCAGAUGAAGUCAAAAUGCAAGUGGACGACAGCGUUCCGAUCGGCACCAAGCGGCUGCAUCAGAUGCGACAACAUCUACUUAUCCUUGCCGAAAGUAAGGAGGGCUUUGUGCGACACUGUGGCAGUCUUGAUUUCGGUGAAUGGACGGUCGAUUUCGAACCGCUUAUGCAGCACCUAAAGUUCCUCGAACUUGAUACGCUUAUCGAGAACCGCUUUGGCCGUCGGGGUCUGCGUCUCACACGAAUUCUUAGGGAAAAGGGGAAGAUCGACGACAAAACAUUGCCCAGUUUGGCUCUUAUGAAGAAGCCAGAUGUGCAUGUUAAGAUGGCGGAGAUGGAGAUGGCGGGAUUCCUGGACGUCCAAGAGGUACCCCGGGACAACAACCGAGCGGCCGCCCGGACAAUUUUCUUUUGGUUUUUCGACCUUGAAAGAACAUUACAACGAACACUAGACAAUACCUACAAGUCCAUGGUACGCUGUCUACAGCGAUUGGAUGUGGAGCGUCGUAAGAAGGCGAGCGUUCUCUCCGUUGCCGAACGUAAGGAUGUUCAGGGAAUGGAAGAAGAGAAACUGAGAGGUGACAUAUAUAAUGAAUAUGUGCAGUUUCUCGACCUUGAAAAGAAAUUGCUCGGUCAAGUUGGAAAGCUCGACGAUAUUGUAGCAGUCUUCAGAGACUUCUAGGGUUCAUUCUCGCAAAUGAUACCGGUAUAGGAGGGAUAUCUUGCAUUAUGGCGGCGUUGGGUCACGGGUGGUACAGCCUAAGAGGCUUAAAAAGUGACUUUUGCAUAUCGGACGGCGUUGUCUUCUACUCAUUUUGGUCGGUCCUAAACCCCGAAUGUGGUAAGUCGGACCACAUCUCGGAUUGUACGUCCCGAUAGAUGACAAGUCUACUAGCGACUGUACAAUAGCUACAUUUCUAGAUUUAUACCCCAGAUGGUAUUAUGAAUUUUAAUAAUAUACCAAUGUCACAUGGACACUUGCGUAUACAUAUAUAUGUAUAAUCCUACCUAAAAGAAUCAACUUCGC
Messenger RNA from Daldinia vernicosa, 2580 nucleotides. Its product is annotated as RNA polymerase III subunit RPC82-domain-containing protein. Lineage: Eukaryota; Fungi; Ascomycota; Sordariomycetes; Xylariales; Hypoxylaceae. The transcript is spliced from 4 exons. Gene Ontology annotation, cellular component: RNA polymerase III complex. Bases 238 to 2235 code for a protein of 665 amino acids. Gene Ontology annotation, molecular function: single-stranded DNA binding. The record is from RefSeq and is a predicted model, not a curated record. Gene Ontology annotation, biological process: DNA-templated transcription.